GCGCGGCGUGCGACUGGUAGAGUGCGGAGUAGCUGAGCGGGAGGCGCAGGAAUCAUUAUCCAGAGACCUGCAGAAGACCACAAGAAAACAUGGGGAGGAUUUUUCUCACAGGAGAAAAAGCUAAUUCUGUAUUAAAACGUUACCCAAGAGCUAAUGGACUCUUUGAAGAAAUAAGACAGGGCAACAUAGAGCGUGAGUGUAAAGAAGAAGUCUGCACAUUUGAAGAAGCAAGAGAAGCUUUUGAAAAUAAUGAAAAAACUGUAAGUAUGUUGGCCAUUGAAAAAUUAUAGAUAUACCAACCUUUUUGAUGUACGUUUAGA
Molecule: messenger RNA, 320 nt
Organism: Otolemur garnettii (small-eared galago)
Lineage: Eukaryota; Metazoa; Chordata; Mammalia; Primates; Galagidae
Product: transmembrane gamma-carboxyglutamic acid protein 1-like
Exons: 3
Coding region: 90-290 (66 amino acids)
Cellular component (GO): extracellular region
Molecular function (GO): calcium ion binding
Source: RefSeq, a predicted model, not a curated record